AUGUUAAUAAAUAAUUUCGACAUCAAAGUGUCUGCUGUAAAACUGAACACUCCAUUGGUAUUUGGUCCCAAUAUAAACGCAGUACAUUUACCAAACCCUGAUGAUGAAGUGGUUCUGGGUUACCUUGCCACUAUGCUGGCUUGGACACCAACUGGGCAUCUAAGAACAGUGAAUGCACCAAUAAUAAACCCAGCAAUAUGUGAGCCCUCGACUAAGUUCGUUCCCGGGCGCUACAUCUGCAUCGGUGGCGUGCAAGACCCUAACCGACAUUUUUGUAGGAAAGACAACGGCGGUGCAGUGAUCCAGAACAACACUCUUGUAGCCAUAUCGUCUUUUUUACACACUUGUGCUAUCUACACAAAAACUCACGCUUUUCCCAAAGUUUCUGCAUUUUCCCGGUGGCUAGAUACUGUAAUUUGGGAUGAAAACAACCGACCCACUACUGCUGUUCCAACUUCUACUACACAUACAACUCAGACACCACAAAACGUCACAGAAUUUACGGAACAGAGUUUUUUUGUUGAUCCACGAAAGUUUAUGCUCACGCUGCCUUUUGACCCAAUAAAUGUUCCUUUAGAGCCUGCUGAGGAUAAUUCUGUGAUACCAAGAAUGAGUUUAUAUGAAUCUUACCUCCAAAACUUGGCUAGAGCAAAAACGUCGACCACAGUCGAUCCUAAUGUGCUAGAAGAGAAAAAGAAAGAGUGGCUCCAAAAGUUCGGUAAAUCAAUAUUGGCGAUGUCCCCUCAUCUGCUAAACAAAUUACCUGACCCAUAUGAUUAUAAUCAA
This is a messenger RNA of Brenthis ino (lesser marbled fritillary), 786 nucleotides long. Lineage: Eukaryota; Metazoa; Arthropoda; Insecta; Lepidoptera; Nymphalidae. The record is from the annotation of a GenBank genome assembly.